AUGAACCCCCAUCAGCAGAACAAGAUCGACGUCAACUCGUUGAGCCCUGAUGAACAGCGACUUUUACGACUAUAUGGGAAGAUUCCCAAUAAAAAGGAUCUCCUCCAGAACAAACUAAAGGAGCGAAAAUAUUUCGACUCUGGUGACUAUGCCCUCAGCAAAGCCGGCAAGGCCUCCGACGUUGGAGUAACCAGUAUCGGGUCCCGCCACCCUGUUCCCGAAAACAUCCCCCACCUCACAGCCACAUCGCCUCCACAGGCAGCCUCCACCCCAGGACACUUCAACGGUCACUCGCCCACCCACUCUACCGGGCCUCACAACGGCUUCCCCAUUGGUAUUGGCCGUAGCCCUGUCCGCGAAGGUAGUUUUGCACAUCGAAAAUCAAGCCUGGGGGACAGUCUGUCCGGGCCGAAGGACGAGGAGGAGACGCCUGAGGAGGUUCAAGAAGAAGAAAACAAUCCUACAGAGAAGGAAAACCAGGCUGAAGCACUACCAGAGAGUGAGAGUCCUUCGCGAGCCAGAGCUAAUUUGCCGGUUCGGCGAUAG
Ophidiomyces ophidiicola is the source of this 546-nucleotide messenger RNA. RefSeq lists its product as uncharacterized. The transcript is spliced from 3 exons. The record is from RefSeq and is a predicted model, not a curated record. Gene Ontology annotation, cellular component: cytoplasm. NCBI's taxonomy places the organism in Eukaryota, Fungi, Ascomycota, Eurotiomycetes, Onygenales, Onygenaceae. Gene Ontology annotation, molecular function: protein phosphatase inhibitor activity. Bases 1 to 546 code for a protein of 181 amino acids.